Messenger RNA from Heterobilharzia americana, 2067 nucleotides. NCBI's taxonomy places the organism in Eukaryota, Metazoa, Platyhelminthes, Trematoda, Strigeidida, Schistosomatidae. The record is from the annotation of a GenBank genome assembly.
AUUUCGCCAUUUCAAGGUAUCGUCAUUAGCGCGUUGAACAAGAGUUUUUGCAAAUGUCAAUGCAAGAGUUCUCCGAUAACUUGUCCACUUUGUCGUACAUGUCGCGACAUCGUAUCCCAACAUGGAUAUAUGAUUCAAAAAGUAAAACCUUUUUUGGUCGGACUUUAAAGAGUUGGGCUUUAUGCAUUUUGUUCUAUCUCGUGUAUUAUGCUUGCCUGGCUGGAUUUUUCACCGGCCUUCUUUGGCUCGUGCUGUAUUUUAAUGUCCCAGAAGAAUAUCCUGCCAGAACUGGGAAGCAAAGUCUACUGGAUUUCAAACCAGGUUUGGGUUUCCGACCACUUCUUGAUGUACAAAAGUCUCUCAUACAUUUUUCCACCCAUGAUUCUCAGACAUACCUUCCAUAUGCAGAGAAUAUUAAUGCUUUUCUGGAUACGUAUAGACAAGUUAAUUCAAAACCUGAUAGUCAGUUCGCCAGUUGUGUUGGCAAGGCAGGAGAUACAAAAGAUGUCGACAAAGUGUGCAAAUUUUCACUUGACAAAUUGGGACCUUGCAACGAGAAAAACGACUAUGGUUAUAGUAAAGGUUCUCCUUGUGUGUUGCUCAAAAUAAACAAAGUGUAUGGGUGGUUGCCUUCUCUUGGUGAUUCAGCUCCCUCCAAUGAUAUCCUAGUUAAUUGUUCUGGUCAAAAUCCUGCAGAUGAGGAGAAUAUUGGUGAAAUGACCUUUCAUCCGGGUGAAACUUACAAAGGCACACAAUACGGUGUCUUCAGUAGUGCAUAUUAUCCAUUUCUUGGACAAGCUGGUUAUCUUGGUCCGUUAGUUGCCCUGGAAUUUAAAUCACCGAAAAAGAACGUUGUCAUCUUGGUUAAAUGUGCAUUAGCCAAUGUGAAGAAUGCUAAUAAAGACGAAUUGAACUUUGAAAUAUUGGUAGAUUAGAAGUCUAUCAUCUUAGUGCUAUGUCUAAUGCAUCAAUAUAGAUAUGUAUAUGCGUACACAAACAGAUGAAUUUACAUUAACCACAGACUAAAUAAAUCAUUAGAUUCCUUGAAUUCACAGUCUCUUAUCAUGUCAUUUCUUUGUUUCCACUAUAAAUUAUUUGAUUAACUUUUUUCAACGUUUACACCUGCCUAUUUACUUAGUCGACUCCAUGACACUAUGAGUUUACGACUUUUUUCCUGUUCGCUUAGUUUUGAUUUAUCGUGUAAUCAUCCUUACCAGCCUGAAAGGUGGCAUUGCUGCUUUAUUUUAUGAAUUCUGUUUUCAGUAGAUUUCUUUGUUCUAAUUAACGCAUUUGAUAAUGAUUUAGGUGAAAGUAUUUCGCUAAUAAUUAUUGAACAUUGUGGUUUAUUGUCGUUAUUCAUUCAUCUAUUUAUCUAACCAAAUUGGGUUUAAAAAUUUGAAUUUAAUCUCAAGUAUUCCUUUUCUGUAGACUGUUAGUUAGAAAGCCUUGUACAAGCAACACACAUAUUUUCGACUAUCAUGUGAAAUUAUCUUCUACCAGAGAGCAUAUAUGUUUAGUGACUAGACAAUUAAUGAGUGGAACAACGAAAGAAAGUGAUUAUCAUCUAUAAACUACUCAUCUUUGUUGCCAGUAUUUUUGCAUGAUCCGUGUGCGUGAUUACUAUCAUGUAAUAAAAUUGUAUGCCUAAAAAUAUCCACGCACACGGAUCAUGCAAAAAUACUGGCAACAAAGAUGAGUAGUUUAUAGAUGAUAAUCACUUUCUUUCGUUGUUCCACUCAUUAAUUGUCUAGUCACUAAACAUAUAUGCUCUCUGGUAGAAGAUAAUUUCACAUGAUAGUCGAAAAUAUGUGUGUUGCUUGUACAAGGCUUUCUAACUAACAGUCUACAGAAAAGGAAUACUUGAGAUUAAAUUCAAAUUUUUAAACCCGAUUUGGUUAGAUAAAUAGAUGAAUGAAUAACGACAAUAGACUACGAAGUUUUGAUUUUAUCUUGAUGCUUAAAUUAAGUCUACAAUUUUUGUGUAACAGUUUUUGUCGUUGUUGUGUGUAUCUCAUAUAUUAUAUUUAUUAUCAUGUACUAUGCAAUAUAUACAUGUUUAGAUAGAAA